Messenger RNA from Dissoconium aciculare CBS 342.82, 4533 nucleotides. RefSeq names its product P-loop containing nucleoside triphosphate hydrolase protein. The coding region runs from base 190 to 4533 and encodes 1447 amino acids. The record is from RefSeq and is a predicted model, not a curated record. The transcript is spliced from 2 exons. Gene Ontology annotation, cellular component: intracellular anatomical structure. Lineage: Eukaryota; Fungi; Ascomycota; Dothideomycetes; Mycosphaerellales; Dissoconiaceae. Gene Ontology annotation, molecular function: RNA binding; ATP binding.
ACGCGACACUUUGGUGGUGUAAACGCAAAUACAGUUCAACACGACUGAAUGGUUCACUAUUUUGCAUCAUCUUCCUGACUCAUCUCGUAAAGCUCCCCUUCAAGAAUUUGGACGUACCUGAAAAUGCUCAAAUUUAUGAGCAGCGAAUACAUUCAGAAGUUCUCAGAUUCCUCAUCGAAUUGAAGCGUCAUGGCAGGCGGGAACAAGAAAAAGAAGAAGCCCGCGGCGAAUCCCGCCAGAGGCUUUGCCACGACAUCAAUUGCGUCGAAGCCAAAGGUAGAGGCGGCAACCGAGGAGCAGCCUGGACAAGUUGAAGCGAACGGACAACAAGAAGUCAAAUCAUCCACAGCUCCAUCAAUCGGUAAUACAACAACGGUUCAAGAUGCGAACACACUACAGACGCGAGAGCUUUCUGAAUUGUCUCCCGAGGAACUUGAAGCGCAACUAGAGGCAUCUGCAUUGCAACAAUUUGUCGAGAACAACGCCGCUAAAGUCAAGAAAGAGACCACACGACAGGUCACUCGCUACCAAACAGACAGGCGGCUAUUACGGUCACAGGCGGAGUUUCUUUCGCUGAAAGACUGGCUACCUGAUGAGUUAAUGCAACAGAUUGGAGAUCUAAUCUCAUCGGAUUUGAAACAGGAGUCAAUAGCCCCAAGAAAAAUCGAGCCGUCACGUAAAGAUGACGUGGCUGCCAAGUUGUGGAUUGUUCGACAAUGUCUAAUCGAUUUGGAAGUCCCCUUGGACAGGGUCAAUGAAGUUCUCGCUUGGUUGAUCAGUAAUCCCCCUGCCAGCACGCUGACAGCGCAGGCAUGGGGCAUAGAGGAGUGCUUGGAGUGGUUAGCCCUGAAUUGCAGUGGUGAAGAGCUCGAUGAGUAUGAUUCGACCAGAGUAAGGACGGUUGCAAAGGACGUCGACGAUGAAACUUUUGACGAGGAGGACGAAUCUCGUUCCUCCGCCACUAAAUUUAGUAUUGAAGCGAGCGCUUCGAAGAGGGACUCUCCUCAACAAACAUCCUCGACCCAUGAUUCCGGCGCGGACGAAGAUCUAGCUGUCAGCGACUUGGACAGCGAUCUAGAGCCCGAUCAGCUAAGCGAGGCUUGGCUAAGGACCAAAAGGCAGCUUUUCAUGAUCAAUCCUACAGAGAAUGACGGGAGCGGGAAGAAAAGUAAAAGUACCAAAUCUGCAAAGUCUGACUCUGCUGUCAACAAAAGUCGGUCAGAACGAAAGCUGGAUGCAAAACUCAGCAAGAUCGAGUCCGAUGUUCUCUUCGAUCUACGCGAAGCAGAGUAUCAAUGGGCUGAGAUCAAAAUCGAUCUAGUACGCCAGGCCGCUGAGCGCAAGAGAUUGCAACUUCAGCCUGACACGGGUGCCAAACCAAGCCGGGCUACAGCCGCGUCUUCAUCAGAUGUGAAUGACGAGGCUGAGAAGAUUGCCAAAGAGAUGCUUGCGGAAAAUGACUUGAGCGACGGCGAAGACUUUCUUGGUGGCAUAUUCGAUGCUCUGCCCGGAGUUCAACAAGCCACCAACGGGUCAGGAGCUGCGACGCGAGAUGGUCGAAGCCGGGUAUCCUUGAAGCAAAUCUCGCCCACGACGUACUCAUGCCGUCAUUCUGUUACCAUACACUGGAGCAGGGAACAAAUAAUCAUGGAUCACAAAUUCCUGCCCAGCAUCAGUGUCAAACGAAAGCCGACGACGCUUCUCGUUUCUAUGAUCGAGGUAGCUACGCCCGACUUGGCACAGAGCGAGGCUUACGUCUGCACAGUAGCUCUGUUCUUAAUAUUUUCAGGAUCGCCAAAGGAAGAGAAGGCUCAUCUCCGACUUCCAGCAGCGUUCCGCGAUCUUUGGGACGAGUUCGAACGCUUGAGGCUAGAGCACGUCCAGAAGGAGGAUAGCAUCACUGCCAAGGCUGUCCUUGAUAUCGUUGACCGGAACAUGCAGAGUCCGGAUGACGAUGAUGACAACGAGGUCGUUUUCAAUGCCAAUCUGCGUCGAAGAUUUGAUGGCUCAACCGGGACAUCUACCCCGACAUCGCGCAUUGAAACCAACAAGACAACUUCUGAAUCACAAUCGCUCGAAUUGCAACAGAUGUGGGCGAAUAAAUCAAGCUCUGAAGCAUACCAAUAUAUGUUGGUUGGUAGACAGAAUCUGCCAAUGUACAGAUUCAAAGCUGAAGCCCUUGAUAUAAUCCGCCGCAAUCAGGUCACCAUUUUAUGUGGUGAGACAGGUUGUGGGAAGAGUACACAGCUACCAGCCUUCAUCUUGGAGCACGAGCUCUCGCAAGGCAGAUCAUGUAAGAUUUAUUGUACUGAGCCACGUCGAAUAUCUGCCAUCUCCUUAGCUCAACGUGUUAGCGAGGAAAUGGGCGAACGGAAAGGCGAUGUUGGCACAAACCGCUCUUUAGUUGGAUAUGCCAUCAGACUGGAGUCGCACACGUCAGUAUCUACUCGACUCGUCUAUGCGACCACUGGAAUCGUUCUCCGCAUGCUUGAAAAUGCUGACGGGUUGGCGGAGAUAACUCAUCUUGUCAUCGACGAGGUACAUGAACGGAGCAUUGAUACGGAUUUCUUGCUCAUCGUCCUUCGAUCAUUGAUGCUCAAGAGGCCCGGCUUGAAGGUAGUAUUGAUGAGUGCCACCGUUGAUGCGCAAAAGUUUUCAAACUACCUCGAUGGUGCGCCAGUCAUCAAUGUCCCCGGUCGAACUUUCCCGGUACAGGCUUAUUUCCUGGAGGAUGCUAUUGAGAUCACCGGACACACCAACGAGGACGCUGCUGCUGCAACCGUUGAUGAGGAUAGUAUUGACGAAGAUCAGCCAAAAGAGGGAAAGCCUCAAGCUUUGGAGGGAUAUAGUGCACGCACACGGAAAACACUCGACACAUACGAUGAAUAUCGAAUCGACAUGAGCUUGAUAGUGAAGCUCUUGGAGAGAAUUGGAUACGAUGGUAAUUAUGAGCCAUUCAGUAAGGCUGUCCUCGUCUUUCUGCCUGGUAUCGCCGAGAUUCGACAACUCAACGAUAUGCUUGGGGGUCACCCUCGCUUCCUCAAAGGCUGGCACGUCUAUCCUCUCCAUUCUUCGUUCUCAAGCGACGAUCAGCAAGCGGCUUUUGAUGUUCCUCCACCGGGUUUUCGCAAAAUCGUCUUGGCCACAAAUAUCGCCGAGACGGGUAUCACGAUUCCAGACGUGACGUGCGUCAUCGACACAGGAAAGCACAAAGAGAUGCGUUUCGACGAGCGAAGACAGAUGUCUCGAUUGAUCCAGAGCUUCGUGGCCAAAGCAAAUGCGAAGCAACGUCGUGGUCGCGCCGGUCGUGUACAGGAAGGCAUUUGCUUUCACCUCUUCACUAAGCACCGACACGAUCAUCUCAUGGUAGACCAGCAAACUCCGGAAAUGCUACGACUUUCUCUGCAGGACUUGGUCAUGAGAGUCAAGAUUUGUAAAUUGGGAGAUAUCGAACGUGCACUCGCACAAGCCCUUGAUCCUCCGUCGAGCAAGAACAUACGCCGAGCUAUCGAUGCGCUCGUUGAGGUUGGCGCUUUAACUACUGGCGAGGACCUCACGCCGCUCGGUAGUCAACUGGCCAAACUUCCGCUCGACACGCAGCUGGGGAAACUGAUCUUGCUCGGAAGCAUUUUCAAAUGUCUUGACUUUACUCUUACUGUAGCUGCCAUGCUAUCUUCCAAGUCACCCUUCUUGAGCCCAAUGCACCAGAAGAAGCAAGCCGACACAGUCCGCCUUGCCUACCGUCGCGGAGAUUCGGAUCUGCUGACGGCCUACAAUGCCUACAGCACAUGGCGAAAAGUGUGCCAGACACCCGGAAUCACAGAAUAUUCCUUCUGUAACAAGAACUUCCUCAGUCCGCAAAAUCUCGCCAAUAUCGAAGAUCUCAAAGCCCAACUUCUCUCAUCGCUCGUCGACGCCGGCUUCGUGCAGCUCGGCAACGAAGAACGGUCCGCGCUGCAGAAAAUGCGUCACAACUCCCGCCACCGCAACUUCGUUCUGAUCCCUGCCGCAUACACGCGCUUCGAUGACAAUGAUCUCCUCACCACCUCCGUCGUCGCCUGGUCCUUCUACCCCAAAAUCAUCACCCGUGACGGAAAAGGCUGGCGCAACAUCGCCAACAACCAAUCCCUCGCUCUGCAUCCGACCUCCGUCAACAAAACAUCGCUCGCACCCGAUGUGAAAUACCUCUCUUUCUACAGCAUCAUGCAAUCCUCCUCGCGCUUCACCAACGCCCAGGAGACCACCGCCGUCUCGGAUGUCGCGCUCGCAAUCAUGACCGGCGAAGCUGUCUUCCACAUGUACGCAGGUGUCGUCGUCAUUGAUGGGAACCGUCUCCGCUUCAAAGUCCGCGAUUGGAGAACUAUGGUUGUCCUCAAGACCCUCAGGGCCAAGGUCAAGGAGGUUUUGGCGAAACUGUUGAGGAGUCAGGGAAGGGAAUUGGGCGAUCGGCCCAGGAGGUGGAUGAAUAUCCUCGAGGGCAUCUUUGAGAGGUUGAAGCCUGUGAGUGCGACGCCGGCGGUCACGCUAAGGUGA